CCGCGGUCGCCGCUCCUAUAUUUGGACCACAGAGGAUCUAGCGCGGGCACGGGUUCGAAGACAUGUUCAGCGCAGAGGAACAGGGACGCAUCGUCCAGAUUUGGAACUUCAUAGCUGGCCAUGAGGCCGUCUUAGGGAUGGAGUUGUUGCAGAGGUUGUUCGCCGCAUAUCCCAGCACCAAGAGCUACUUCCCACACUUGAUCCCCGGCCUGGAACUAGCUCAGAUGCAGAACCACGGCGAGCAGAUAUUGAUGGCCGUGGGCCUGGCGGUGAAUCACAUGUACGACCUGCGGGCUGCCCUAGGCAGUCUGGCUGAUCUGCACUCCGGUAUCCUAAGGGUGGAACCGACUAACUUCCAUUUCCUGAUCCAUUGUUUCCAAGUGAUGCUGGCUUCCCACCUGCAGGAAGAAUACACUGCAGAGAUGCAUGCAGCUUGGGACAAGUUUCUGACCAAUGUGGCUGUGGUUCUAACAGAGAAAUAUCACUGAGGAAGUCUGAGUUGCCCUAAAAGAAACUCUGCCUUCUUUCAUCCUCCAAAACAAAAUAAAAUC
Dromiciops gliroides (monito del monte) is the source of this 551-nucleotide messenger RNA. RefSeq names its product hemoglobin subunit mu (gene HBM). Lineage: Eukaryota; Metazoa; Chordata; Mammalia; Microbiotheria; Microbiotheriidae. The record is from RefSeq and is a predicted model, not a curated record. Bases 63 to 488 code for a protein of 141 amino acids. The transcript is spliced from 3 exons. Gene Ontology annotation, molecular function: organic acid binding; peroxidase activity; heme binding. Gene Ontology annotation, cellular component: hemoglobin complex; blood microparticle; haptoglobin-hemoglobin complex. Gene Ontology annotation, biological process: hydrogen peroxide catabolic process; oxygen transport.